UAAACGCUUGUUAACUGUUAGUCUGUGAGUUACGAUCGCCGACUAGAUUCAAACAGCUUCGAAAAUGUGUGGAGACGAGUUUCGGCUGAGAAAUUUCAAAUUUUGGCAUCCGAUUCAACGUGACUUCGCGGAAUCUAGGUGGCUGUCCCUACCUGUUUUUGUGACAUAUCGUGUGAUAGUCACUGCCUACAAUCUUGGAUGGCUGUUCUACAACAUUUACCUCUUCAGAGCCAAGCUAUUUAUUUACCUAACAAAUUGGACUUUCCUUAUCUUGAAUAUCUACUUUGUCUACGCAACCACUCUAUCCUGUAUCGCUCUUUACAAAGAUAAAAAGAAGCGGAACGAAGCUCUUCCAAAAGCAAGCGGCCAGGAUGGACCAGAUGAGUACAUAGAGAUUGGGACUGGUGACGACUCCGAUCGCACCGACGCCCGCGAGGUUGAUAAUCUGCGGUUGCAUCAUAAAGUUCUCUGGGUCAUUUACGUCAUUUCAGCAACAGGAGGAGUAUGGAUCACCGCUGGAUAUUGGACCGUUCUGUUCGAAGACGACCCUGUCGACGCUAACAACAUCACAAAGCAUGCGCUGAACUCCGUUUUCAUGGUGAUUGACACUUCUCUGAGCUCGAUUCCAAUCCGCCUUUUUCACUGGGUGUACGCUUUGUUGUAUUUCGCCGUCUACAUUCUUUUCUCGGUGUUCUAUUGGCUGGCUGGUGGAACCAAUAAUGGGGGUAAACCUUACAUCUACUCUGCCUUGAAUUACGAUGAUUUCAAGAAGACCACCGCAAUUCUUCUGGUUGUUUUUCUUCUCGUGGUUCUGCCAAUAUUGCAUCUGAUCUUGUUCAGUUUAACCAAGCUACGAGAUUAUUUGUAUAAAAAGUUUGUAACAUAAUGAAAGGGAUCCAUUGGGAUUUUCCGUUUAUGCAGUUUUGGCAAUUUUUUUGAAUCGGUUUUUCGCUUUUUAUGCAGAAGCAGAAAAAUACUCGAAUUUUCGUUUUUUGUGUUCAUUGCCGUUUGCGGAUUUUCCUUUUCUUAGCAUUUCAGUUUUCUUCAAAAUACUAAUGGAAUUUUGGAUUUGACAUCCGAUGAGGUUUUCUGCAGUGUUUCCAUUUGUUUUUCUUAGUCCGGUUUCUUGAAUCAGUAGCUGCGAAACCUGUAUGCUCUACUUGUCACCACUGUAUCGGAUCGAUAAGGAAUUUGAUAACUGGGAUGUAAAAAUUUGUCGGUUUUGCAUGCGGUUUUCGAUUUCGAUCGCAUGUUGUGGUGAUUUUUCUGGUUUAGGAUGAUUUUUUAAACAAUUGUGCGGUAUCUAAUAGACCCCAAUGUCCUCUUCAUCAGGUGGGGCAUGCGACUCGCCGCAACUCAGUAUUAUCGAACUGUGUCAUAGUAACGAUGACGACAUUGACGCACUUAUAUAUAUAUACUCAAAAUUACGGGUCAGUCAAUAGACGUGGUCAUAUCUGAUAGCUACUUAAGAGAUAAAAAGUGGAAUUAUUGCACAGAAUGGGUCUCUUCACUUGUACAGUUUUAUCUGAGUUUGAAUGAAUUUACAGGCUGUAAAAUAUUUUGGUGGAGCAUUAGUUUGAAACUGUCAUGUUACUUAAGAGAUUUUCUCGGCAACAUUUAUGUUUAAGA
This is a messenger RNA of Stylophora pistillata, 1629 nucleotides long. RefSeq names its product protein rolling stone-like. The record is from RefSeq and is a predicted model, not a curated record. Gene Ontology annotation, cellular component: membrane. Lineage: Eukaryota; Metazoa; Cnidaria; Anthozoa; Scleractinia; Pocilloporidae.